Messenger RNA from Lethenteron reissneri (Far Eastern brook lamprey), 4157 nucleotides. RefSeq names its product guanylyl cyclase C-like. Gene Ontology annotation, biological process: cGMP biosynthetic process; protein phosphorylation; receptor guanylyl cyclase signaling pathway. The record is from RefSeq and is a predicted model, not a curated record. NCBI's taxonomy places the organism in Eukaryota, Metazoa, Chordata, Hyperoartia, Petromyzontiformes, Petromyzontidae. Gene Ontology annotation, cellular component: plasma membrane. Gene Ontology annotation, molecular function: peptide receptor activity; adenylate cyclase activity; protein kinase activity.
AGGUGCCAGAGGAGUCGCCGCCGUCUGUCGGGGUGUCAUGAGCGCGUCAAAGUGGCUCGGCCAUGGCUCUGCGCUCGGUUCCGUGGCUUCCGCCGCCGCUGCUACCGCUGCUGCUGGUGGUGCUGCUGGUGGUGCCGCGUCUCGCCGCGGGAAGCGGUGAAGCCACCGUGGAGUACCUGGUGAACGUGAUUCUCAUCCAGAACGAUCAUCUGCCGUGGUCCCUCGACAAAGUCGCUCCGUUCAUAGCGCUCGGGAUCGAGCACGCUAAUGGAAGGCUACGCUCGGCAGGUUUAAAUGCGCACAUCAAUGCCACUUACGAUAACUUCAUCUCCUUCUCUGGAAAUCCACAAAAGGUGUGCAUAGACACGGACUGCGGGGCCAAGGAGAAACUCCAGGACAUAACGGAAAAUAAUUUACUUGGGUGUGCAGUCAUCGGGCCAACAUGCCAGUAUGCAGCCUACGCAUUGCUCAGGGUGAUAAAGCGCUACGAGAGGAUGGUCGUUUCGGCGGGCAGCUUCGGCCUGUCCACGACCUUCGUGCCCGAGCUGACGCGCACCCUGCUCAGCGCCGCCAAGGUCUCAACCUUCUUCGUGGAUUUCUGGAGACUUGUCCAGCCCCAGCGCAAGCCCGUGGCUUGGAGCACGGCCUACGUCCUGUCGGGAAACUCGUACAACUACGACGUGUGUUUGUGGUACAUCCAGGCCUUGUUGGAAAACAUCAAGGUGGCAAGUGGAAACAAGCUGUUUAACUCUACUAAGGCCGAGUUGGAUAACCAGCUGAUUGAGGUGCCGACACUGGACAAACUGCCCAAUGCUUUAAUGACGAGAGAGAGCAAUGUGGUGAUAUUCUGUGGGGACGUCCCGUAUAUCUAUGAAGUGACCAGCUCGCUGGAGAAGUCUGUCAAAAAUAUCUUCCAGCAGCUCGUCUUUGUGGCUCUGGAUCUAUUUGGUGGAGGUCAUGUCGCCGCUGAGCGGAAUUACACGAUUAGAGGGACUGUGCUGAUAGUGACUCUGCCUACGCUCAACGUCACUCUGCCCGUUGCAGAGCAACACAGAAACGCCAGCAAUGCCAAGAUACCCCAUGUGAAUAAGUUUGCAGAGGCGUACUACGAAACGAUGCUGAUAUACGGAGACUUCUUGAAGAGAAGUCUUCAAGACGGCACCUUCACUUGCUCCAGCACAGACGCCACAACAAUGCGUGGGAAAAACUACAUAGGAAAGGACAUGAUGGUGCACAUCGAUGAGAAUGGUGACAGCGAAGGGGAGUUGGAGGUUCUCUAUCUUCACAACAACAAGUUCCACAUGGUGUGGCAGUACGACACGUGGAAAAACACGUUCAGAGAAGUCUCCAACCUCAACUUCACCCUCCCGACCGAUAUCCCAGAGCGGAAAGAGAAUCACGCCACGAUUAUUGCGCUCUUUGCCAUCAGCAUCAUCUUCAUCGUGCUCAUUCUGGGCUUCCUUCUGCUCUGGAGGAAGUACAGCGUGGAGCGGCAGCUGCGGACACAGAGAUGGGUCAUCCCCUGGGUGAAGCUGGAGGACCUUCCGGAGGACGAAAACAAUAGCACACACGAGGUGCACGAGCGGAAGCUCAGCGUCUACUUCGUCCAGGACGGCAGCUUUGAGUCGGAUGCCAUCACCAAGAAGAAAUACGACAACAAGGUGGUCAUGCUCAAGCCGCUGAAAGUGUACGACGGGGAGUUCACCAACACGCAGAAGAGGGAGCUCUGCAUCCUGAUAUCCAUGGCCUGCGACAACUUGACCAAGUUUUACGGGACCACGGUGGGAGGCAUCGGGGUUACGUACGCUGUGACCGACUACUGCAGCAGAGGUUCCCUCUGGGACAUCCUUCAAGAUGAGGUCACCUACCCGGAGGACACGCUCAUGGACUGGGACUUCAAGGUAUCCAUCAUGCACGACAUCGCCAAGGGCAUGGUGUAUCUGCAGAACAAAAUUGGUGCGCACGGCAGACUCAAGUCCAUCAACUGCGUUGUGGACAGCAGGAUGGUGGUGAAGGUCACGGACUUUGGGCUCAUCAGCGAGAGGGAAGACAGGGAUUGUUCCUUGAAAAGCACACCUCGUCCUGAGAAUGCAGUCAAGGAGAAGAUAAUUUCAUACGCCCAGAUGUUAAAGGCGCGGACUCGGGGUCAAAACAAACUUUUCAACAGAUUCAUAGCGCGGCGCUCAAACCCAUGCGACGAGAUAAGGCCAACGAGACCGAGCUCAAAACUCUGGAUGGCUCCAGAGCACCUGCGAGAGGGGAGCGUCUCACCCAAGGGUGACGUCUACAGCUUUGGGAUCAUCCUCCAAGAGCUCCUCUACCGCAGAGGCGUCUUCUACAUCCGAGUCGGGAGCUACGGCGAAAGCGACAUAAUAGAACGCCUGACGUGCACGGAGGACACUGAACAUUUCCGGCCAACACUCGAAGAGAGCGUCAUCGUGGACAAGACCGGAGGCAACGAGAUGUUCCAAAUGAUCUCCGACUGUUGGGAUGAAAAUCCAGAAAGACGGCCCGACUUCAAACGUCUGGAGGGCAGCCUCAAGAGGAUUUCUAACAAAAUCCACCAGGGCCACAGAGGCACGUACGUGGACAGCCUGAUUUGGCGGCUGGAGCAGUACUGCAAGAACCUGGAGCGGCUGGUGGAGGAGCGCACGCAUCUCUACAAGCGCGAGCGGGACAGGGCCGACGAGCUCAACUACCAGCUGCUACCCAAGUCGGCAGUGAUGGCGCUGAAGGCCCGGGGCUUCGUGGAGCCCGAGCUCUUCGAUGCGGUCACCAUCUACUUCAGCGACAUCGUGGGCUUCACCACCAUCUGCAAGCACAGCGAGCCCAUGGAGGUGGUGUGCCUCCUGAACGACCUCUACAAGGCCUUCGACGCCAUCGUCGACUCGUACGACGUCUACAAGGUGGAGACGAUCGGAGACGCGUACAUGGUGGUGUCGGGGCUGCCCAGGCGGAACGGCGCGCGUCACGCGGCGCAGAUCGCCGACAUGGCCCUGGACAUCCUGGACUUCGUGGGCACCUUCCAAGUGGACCACUUCCCCGGCCUGCCUCUCUGGGUCCGCAUCGGAAUUCACUCCGGUGGCUGCGCCGCCGGUGUGGUGGGAAACAAGAUGCCGCGCUACUGCUUGUUCGGAGACACGGUCAACACUGCAUCGCGCAUCGAAUCAACCGGGCUUCCCUGGAGAAUACACACGAGCACCUCCACGGUGAAGAUACUCACAGAGAUCGAGUCGGGCCAUGUGUUCGAGGAAAGAGGACUCACAGAACUCAAGGGACGCGGUACUGAAGUAACCUACUGGCUAAUUGGAAAAGAAGACCUGACCAAAACACUUCCAGUCCCUCCAGAAAUUGACAUUGGCCAUGGGAUGAAGGGGGAGUUUGAGGAGAUGAUCAAGGACCUCAAACGGAAACGCCGAAGCAAUCCACGCACGCCGAAUCGACGCCUCCGGAGAGACGCCCCCGUCGCAGAGGAGCGUACCCUCGAGUACCUUCAGAUACUCAUCCCAGCUCCAGACCACGAAGAUACCUGCCUGUGAAAUCGUCCUUGGUCAUCCACGCAGGUUCAACUGGGAUGGGGAAAGCGAGAUUUACCCCCACACCAAAGACAUUCACAUGUCAAUCGAUUCGUGGGGUUUGUGCUGCACGGCUCUCUCACACACCGAUGUUUUUCAAGGGUCGCUUACGCAAUGUUAAGAAACAUCGGGGCCCCAUGCCACAUCACACGAGGUGCAGCAGCGUCGACAGAUUUGAUUUUUUGUGGGGCAGAAUGGCAAGGGAGAGAGAGGAUGCACCCCCGGGGGUUGAGGGGGGAUGAUGAACAGCGUGGGAGGUGGAGCGAGAUGAGAUCAGUUCAUGUUGCAGCUGCGAGUUGGAUGCUGAAAACCACAGCCUCGCAUCCAGCAGCGGAUGGGCAAUGGCUAAUAUACAGGGCGCUUCAACAAAAAUGUUAACACUCAUACGGAGACUACUAUCGUUAAUGAAAAAGGAACGGAUACUACACUGUAACAUGACAAAUGUAUGUGAAUAGCUUCAACAAGUGAAAGUGUCUCCACUUGUUCGCCACCUGGAGACCACCUGGAGAAUCUUCUCCAGGUGGUCUCCAGAGCCCAGAGGCACAUUUUUGUGUUAUUCUUUCAAAUUUUCAGAAGUGUUAA